AUGGAUGGAGACUGUCAGAUAAAGCGGCGGGACGGCGGGACGGCGGGACGGCGGGACGGCGGGACGGCGGGGGGCGCCCUGUGCAAGGAAUGCCGGAUUGCUCACCCUGUUGUGAAGUGCACCUACUGCAGGACUGAGUGCCAGCAGGAGAGUAAAACCAAUACAAUAUGCAAGAAAUGUGCUCAGAAGGUGCACGCUUAUGGAACGCCUAAGCCUUGUCAAUAAAUUGCAGCAUUUAUUGGCAAUAAAUGCCAGCGCUGCACGAAUUCAGAGAAGUAUGGACCUCCAUAUUCUCGUGAACAGUGUAAGCAGCAGUGUGCAUUUGACAGGAAAGAUGAUCUAAACAAGGUAGAUGGGAAGUUGCUGUGUUGGCUGUGCACACUGUCUUACAAGCCUGUCCUUCAGAAGACCAAAAAGCAGAGGAAACAUCUGAGCAGCUCUUCUCGAGCCAGCCAUCAGGAGAAGGAGCAGUACAGUCGCCUGAGUAGUGGCAGCCAUUACAACAGCUUUUCCCCAGAUCUGGCUCUGGAUUCACCUGGCACUAACCAUUUGGUCAUCAUUGCCCAACUGAAGGAAAAGGUAGCCACUCUGAAGAAGAUGCUGCAUCAGAAGGAUCAAAUGGUCUUAGAGAAAGAGAAGAUUACAGAGCUGAAGGCUGAUUUUCAGUAUCAGGAAUCUGACACUCGGGCCAAAAUGAAUCAAACGGAGAAAACCCACAAGGAAGUCACAGAGCAAUCGCAGGCCAAAAACCGAGAGCUUAUGAAACAGGCAGCUGCUUUGUCCAAGAGCAAGAAGUCUGAGAAGUCGGGCACCAUAACAUCUCCGUGAGGACCCCGAGAAGGCUCCC
This is a messenger RNA of Cricetulus griseus (Chinese hamster), 847 nucleotides long. NCBI's taxonomy places the organism in Eukaryota, Metazoa, Chordata, Mammalia, Rodentia, Cricetidae. The record is from RefSeq and is a predicted model, not a curated record.